This is a messenger RNA of Hymenoscyphus albidus, 2222 nucleotides long. The record is from the annotation of a GenBank genome assembly. Lineage: Eukaryota; Fungi; Ascomycota; Leotiomycetes; Helotiales; Helotiaceae.
AUGGAAAACCAACCGUACGAGUACGAACCACUUGACGAUAGCACCGACGAGAUUCGGCUCAUCUCAAUCCAUCUUGAUUCAGAUCCGGACAGUUCAAUCCAGCUGGACAUCAUACGAGCAAAGCUUUCAGAAAACCCAGAGUAUGAGGCUCUUUCAUAUAUGUGGGGAUCAGAGAGAGAUCCACAUGAUGUCUACGUUUCUGGAAAGCGACUUCGAAUAGGACACAACUUGUGGAUGGCACUGCUACGGCUACGAAAUCCUACCAAAGCGAGAGUUGUGUGGGUUGACGCAAUUUGUAUCGAUCAAAAUAAUACAUCGGAACGAAAUCACCAGGUUUCUCAGAUGUCCAAAAUAUAUCGACAAGCGUCGCGAGUUGUGGUGUGGCUUGGACCGGAGAUUCAAAACAGUACUGAAAUUAGGUUCCAUAAUUUGUCUAUGAUUAUUUUUGAUUUGCCAUGCUGGUGAGUGUUUAAAAUAUGUUUGACGCUCUGGUCCUAGGCUAACUUUGUUACCAAUGAAGGGGCCGACUUUGGGUGAUACAGGAGGUUGUAUUAGCCAAAGAUCUGAUUUUUAUUACGGCAAUAUCGAAUUGGAAUGGGCGUCUUUUGCUGCCCUCGUCAGAAGGGAAAUGGCUUCGUACGCAGAUCGAGAGAACAUUACUAGAAAGACUCCUAUGAAACUCAUCCAACAAAGGGUCGCUCAAAGUCUUACAAAACACGGGCAAAACCUGAACUUCACAAGUAGCUCAAUUGUAGAUCUCGCUCUGAGUUUCUCGGAAUCAGAAUGUCCGGACCGCCGAGAUAAAAUCUUUGGACUCAUGUCUCUGGCAAAUGAUUGCUGCAAAACACAUACACAUGUUGAUUACUCAAUGACUGGCUUAGAGCUAUGCCAAAGCGUAUUGGAUCAUUAUGCCAAUUCACACAGCCCUACCAAAAUUAUACGAAGACUAGAAGUCGUAAUUGGCUUGUACUCCACGCUCAUGCGUCAAAGUUAUCACGAGACAAUUUUCGAAAAGGAGGUACCUGUGCUUGAUUAUAUAGACUUCUUUGACCGCGAUUUCGGAUCAAUUUCCCCACCUUAUACCCCUAGGCGGUUAGUGGAAAGAAUCGGCUGGACAGAAUUUAUUCCCUCUUCACAGUUUCCUCAGCGAGCCCACUUUUCCAUCAACAAACAAAGCUGGUCAGAGGUAGCUUAUUUAACGUCAGUUCGGGGAUGGAUGAUAUACGGAAGGCACAGAUCCGAGAGCAAGAUAUGGCCGACCUUGUGUGCCAUGAGCAGGACAGAAUUAAAAGACUACCUUUCAACCUUAUUGUGGAAUCUCAAAAGUACGUUAUGCUAUCCUACAACGUUAUCUCAGGGUGGUGUAAGACUAGCCCUAGAUCAAUCCGGCUGCAUCUUUUUUGUUCCUGAAGACACUAUCCGUCGGGACUACAUCUCUAUAACUGACGAGCAAAACCAGAUCGCAAUCGUGCGUGAGGGACACUGCAGGCGAACCAUUGUCGCAAUGGCACAUGUAGAUUCAAGCAAUGAGUAUCCGGUGACCUUUAGGCCCCCCAGAUCAACCUCAGGUAUAUCGGUUCAUUUUAGUUUUAUCAAAGUUGUUUGGUCAAAACCUACGCGAGAGGAGGAAGGGAAACAGAUCCGAGAGUGGGUAAAAAGGACGGAGCAGUUAGUAAGAAAUAAUUGGAAGGUUGUGGGUUUGAAAAAUCCAACACUCAAUAAGCACAAAAGAAAAACAAUACCUUCAAGAAUGCAGAGAAGAAUCGAGAGAUCGCGACGAAGACUUCGGAAGAAGAGAAGAAGGACAACUGACCAUAACGAAAGAUGAACAUGAAAUAGCUUUAUGCGUCUCAGAGUAUUGCUUCAAAGACUGGAGGAGUCAGCCUGCUUGCAAAAAUGCAUCUCCUGUUAUCUUGUUCCCAAUUUGCAAUAGCAGUCUUGUCUUACCAAUCAUCUGGGAAUUGUUAAGGAAAAUCGGUGAAGUGAUUACUUAGUUGUAUAGAAUAUUGGGGUGUUUUUCACGCAUUACUUGCCUUUUCUUCCCAGUCUUCUAGUAGACCAGCCGCUCAACCGCUUACCAUAGCAGUGAUGACAGCGUGGCGUCCUGGCGUAUUGGAUAUUAUAUCAUCCACGAGAGUCGGCAAGCAUGGGAAUACGUAAAGGAGGACAAAUAUACCAACAAAUUUGGAUUCGAGGGAAGACUCGAAGUGAGAGGAGAAUAG